AUCUAAUUGGUGCAUCCACGUUCUCCGGAACGCUAUCCGGAUAUACUCGAGGGAUUUCCCGCAUGUGGGCACCGGCAUAUAUGCUCCACGCGCACGGCGCCGCGACGGAACACACACUGGGGAACGACUCAGCCCGGACAUGGACUAUGCAGAGAAUCUGCGUCGAUCGCCCGUCUUCCGCGGUACUUUCGAUCCAUCUAUAGACCAUGGAGACUCUGCGUCUACCCUCCCUCGCGGCGGCGACAGCCCUGUAGAGAUUCACCUUCGACCUGCGCGCCACGACGUGCACGACUUCAAACUGGACCAUCUUCCGUCUCAUGCAGCCGCACCGUUCGACCGGUUCGAUGCACACGAGAAGGCUGUCCCCGACGCUGACGUUCCCGUCCUGUGCGAGAAACAAGUCACGAUCAUCGUGCUGUUGGCACGAGUAUGCACCGUGUACGACGCGACGCCCAAGACGUUCGUUGCGAACGUCUUGCGUCUCCAUCGACUCGGUAUCAUCGACUCGAUUGCGUUCCUUGCCGACUUGGGACUACUUCCGACAUCGCCGCUCGCGUCGUCGCCACGACCCACCGACUUUAUCGAGCCAUGGGACUCGGAUCCCCGGGGCCUCCAUCUCAUUCCUCAGACGCUCAACAUGUCGCGGUACGCUCGAGACUUUGACGAGGUCUGUCUUCUCGGCCAAGGUGGGUUCGGCCAGGUCUUCAAAGCCCGACACAAACUCGACGGCAUCUGCUACGCGAUCAAGCAAGUCAACUUUGUCAACAAAGGAUUCCAGUCGCCGCUCGUGCAGAACGUGCUACGAGAAGUCCACUGCUUGGCGAGGUGCGACCACCCAAACGUGAACAGGUACUACAGUGCGUGGCUCGAGCCCACGUGGGUCCCGAUGGGGCAACCGUCGGCGUUUCCUGCAACGGCGGCGUCGGCCGCCGCCGCGACCAAGCCCCAUGCAUCAAGUGGAGGCGGCGUGUCGCUGUCGUCCAUCGAAGCCAAGCACGAAAACAGACAACUUAUCGAAGACAUUCGGCGCUUCGUCGACGACCUCCAAAGCAGCGACAGCGACGUGCUUUCCAUGAGCUCUGCCUCGACUGCGCCUUCGUUUGUCGCGUCCGACUCGUCCUCGGUGGACUUUUCCUUCGACCACAGCACGUCCAGACAAAGCAACUUCAGCGAUCUUCCCAUGUACCACUCGACCGGCGACCUCUCGACGACGAACAUCGUCCACAACGCAACGACCCAUCACAGCCAAACGUCCGAGUCGUCGUGGAGCCAUCAUCGCACGGCGUCGAUCCGUCCGGACAACAUGCAGCUCGAGAUUGUACCCAAGGUCCCUCCCAGUCUGGUGUCGCGGGGGCGCGCCGCUCCUGGGAUGGAAUGGGCAUGGAAUUUAAAGCGGCACUGGAACAUGCCGGACUCGAUGCACCACCGCCGCCCGGCCAAGUUGCGACUCGGGAUGAAAGGCGAGCCCGGCGCCGAUCCGAGCGGCGGACCGUCCUUCACGUACCACGUGACGUUGUACAUUCAAAUGUUUCUGUGCGAGCAGUCGACGCUCCACGACUGGCUCGAAGAGCGCAAUCGAUAUCGCAAAGUGGACGGGGACCAGAGCUUGCGGCUGUUCCGGCAGCUCGUCGACGGCCUCCUGCAUGUUCAUGAAAACGGGAUCGUCCACCGGGAUUUGAAGCCGAGCAAUGUCUUUCUCGCCCGCGACGGGUCGCUCAAGAUUGGCGACUUUGGGCUGUCCAAGCUGCUGGCGGACGCGAUGUGCGACGAUGACGAUGUCCGCCGUCGAUCCCAGACGCCAUGCGAUCCGCGCCACACACAAGGCGUCGGGACCAUGUCGUACGCGAGCCCCGAACAAGUCGCGGGCACGGACUACGACGCCAAGGUCGAUUCGUUCAGUCUCGGCAUCAUCUUGCUCGAAUUGUUUGUCCCGUUCCACACGCGCAUGGAGCGCGCCGACGCAUUGACACGACUUCGUCAAGACCCGUGCGAGCUGCCAGCACUCGUCACCGAGACAUAUCCCCAUGUCGCCGUCAUGAUCCGAGGGUUGGUGGCGCCGACGGCGUCCCGAUGGACCAUGCACCAGACCAAAGCGUAUUUGAACGACGAGUUUCCACAUGUCGAGGUAGAGUGCAGGGGAGGGGCUGGCGAAGUGGUGGCAUUGCGCCAGCAGCUCAAGGAGAACCAGGAACGACUGGCUCAACAAGAUGCGAUCAUCGAAGACCUGCGCCGCCAACUCGCCGCCAAGGCUUUGUGACGCCGCCACGUCCGUCUAGCGCGCACCUCACGGCAAGCGCCUCCCCCUUGCAAAAUUCCUCGAGUCCAGUCGACAAAUGAACAAGCAUCUUUGUUUUGGU
Molecule: messenger RNA, 2357 nt
Organism: Aphanomyces invadans
Lineage: Eukaryota; Oomycota; Saprolegniomycetes; Saprolegniales; Verrucalvaceae
Product: PEK protein kinase
Exons: 8
Coding region: 140-2257 (705 amino acids)
Biological process (GO): protein phosphorylation
Molecular function (GO): protein kinase activity; ATP binding
Source: RefSeq, a predicted model, not a curated record